Micropterus salmoides (largemouth bass) is the source of this 2237-nucleotide messenger RNA. RefSeq names its product E3 ubiquitin-protein ligase TRIM21-like. NCBI's taxonomy places the organism in Eukaryota, Metazoa, Chordata, Actinopteri, Centrarchiformes, Centrarchidae. The transcript has 2 exons. The record is from RefSeq and is a predicted model, not a curated record. Bases 180 to 1823 code for a protein of 547 amino acids. Gene Ontology annotation, molecular function: protein binding; zinc ion binding.
GUGAAAGAGGAGAGCUGCAACGUCACAUUUCCUCAAAUGAAAUCGAAAGUGUGUCUAAGUGACAGCAGAGCUGCAGUCGAGACAAGUCUCUCUGUUUCUCUCUAAAGAAACUUUCAACUGAAUCCAUCAGGUUUUUCUCAACAAAACAGCAGAAUCUCUGCCAAACCCUGAGUGUGGAUAUGUCUGCUGCCAGCUGUCUGCUGACUGAAGAUCAGUUUCUGUGCUCCAUCUGUCUGGAUGUGUUCACUGAUCCAGUCAGCACACCAUGUGGACACAACUUCUGUAAAACCUGCAUCACUGAACACUGGAAUAUUAAUGUCCCGUAUCAGUGUCCCAACUGUAAAAAGGUUUUCUACUCAAAACCUGAGCUGCAGGUCAACACUUUCAUCUCUGAGAUGGCUGCUCAGUUCAGACAGUCAGCUCAACAGAAAGCCAGCAGCAGCAGCUCAGAGCAACAAGCUGCCAAACCAGGAGAAGUUCCCUGUGACGUCUGCACUGGAACCAAAGUGAAGGCCCUGAAGUCCUGCCUGGUGUGUCUGGCCUCCUACUGUGAGACUCACCUGGAGCCUCAUCUGACAGCUUUACGCCUGAAAAGACAUCAGCUGAUCGACCCUGUGGAGAACCUGGAAGGCAGGAUGUGUACGAAGCACGAUAAACUGCUGGAGCUGUUCUGUAAGACCGACCAGAUGUGUGUCUGCAUGCUCUGCACUGUUUCAGACCACAAGACACAUGAUGUUGUUCCUCUGAAAGAAGAAUAUGAAGGAAAGAAGGCCGAGCUGGGGAAGACAGAGGCUGAAACUCAGCAGAUGAUCCAGAAGAGACGACUGAAGAUUCAGGAGAUCAAACGCUCAGUGGAGCUCAGUAAGGAAGAUGCAGACAAAGAGAUAGCAGGUGGUGUUCAGGUCUUCAGCGCUCUGAAGGAGUCUGUUGAGAGAAGCCAGGCCGAGCUCAUCGACACGAUCAAAGAGAAGCAGAGAGAGACAGAGAAACAGGCUGAAGGCUUCAUCAAAGAGCUGGAACAGGAAAUCUCUGAGCUGAAGAAGAGAAGCUCUGAGGUGGAGCAGCUCUCACGCUCUGAAGACCACCUCCACCUCCUCCAAAGCCUCCCGUCCCUGAACGCUGCUCCACCCACCAAGGACUGGACAGAAGUCAGCGUCCGUCCACCUUCAUAUGAGGGGACUGUGAGGAGAGCUGUGAAUCAGCUGGAGGAGACGCUCAGUAAACAGAUGAAGAAGCUGCUUGAGGCCGAGCUGAAGAGGGUCCAGCAGUAUGCAGUGGAUGUGACACUCGAUCCUGAUACAGCACAUCCCUACCUCAUCCUGUCUGAUGAUGUAAAACAAGUUAAACAUGGUGAUAUAAAGAAUAAUCUCCCAGACAAUCCAGAGAGAUUUGAUUAUUGUGUUAAUGUCUUAGCAAAGCAGAGUUUCUCCUCAGGAAGAUUUUACUACGAGGUUCAGGUUAAAGGAAAGACUAAGUGGGAUUUAGGAGUGGCCAGAGAGUCGAUCAACAGGAAGGGAGUACUCACAGUGAGGCCUCAGAAAGGUUACUGGACGAUAUGUUUGAGGAAUGAAAAUGAGUAUGAAGCUCUUGCUGACCCUUCAGUCAGUCUCUCCCUGAAGUCUCAGCCUGAGAAGGUGGGGGUGUUUGUGGAUUAUGAGGAGGGUCUGGUCUCCUUUUAUGACGUUGAUGCUGCAGCUCUUAUCUACUCCUUUACUGGCUGCUGCUUCACUGAGAAACUCUACCCAUUCUUUAGUCCUUGUAUAAACGAUGGUGGUAAAAACUCUGCCCCUCUGAUCAUCUCUCGUGUCAAUCACACUGAGUAGAACAACCAUUUGAUUUUCUAUAUUUAAUGUAAUAAAUGUACAUUUGUUGCUGAUGUACUCUGUACACUUUGAUGUUGUUUCUGUAAAUGUUUUUCUUUGAUGUGUCACGUUGCUACAACACAUCAAUUUUACCGCUCUGAUUGAUUUGAUCUAAUGUCGUCUAAUUUAUUCUAAUAACUGCAUUUCGUUCCUUCAACACUGUGAAAUCAUCAGAAAACAAUGUCCUCAGAAAUAAGAAGCAUUUACACGUUUCUUAAAUGUCUGGCUGCCAAAUUCUAAACUGUUUAUAUUCUUAUCAUUGUUUCUAUAAGAAGUGUUGCAUACUGGCCCAAAUUACUGAGGAGCAGUUUAUAAAUGAGACAAAAGUCUUUUGUUUUUCUCUCUUUUUCUUUUAAAUAAACAAAAGCAAAAUAA